Messenger RNA from Ramularia collo-cygni, 594 nucleotides. Its product is annotated as related to Putative uracil phosphoribosyltransferase urg2. The transcript is spliced from 2 exons. Bases 1 to 594 code for a protein of 197 amino acids. Lineage: Eukaryota; Fungi; Ascomycota; Dothideomycetes; Mycosphaerellales; Mycosphaerellaceae. The record is from RefSeq and is a predicted model, not a curated record.
AUGCCCAGCGAAACCAUCAACAUAGUCCGCCACCCCUGCCUCAAAGGAAAACUAUCCCUCCUAGAAGACCGCUCAACGCCAGCAGCCCAAGUCCGAAGCCUCGUAACCCAAGCCACCUACAUCCUAGCCACAGAAGCCUCCCGCGAAAUCUCCUCUUCAGACCAUACAAUCGUAGUACCCGUCAUGCGAAGUGGCCUCGCAAUGGUCGACGCAACAUUGGAAAUUCUCUGUCCUUCCCAUCCCACUUCCGUCUAUCAUCUCGGUCUCUUCCGAGACUCGACUACGCUGGAAGCCAUUGAAUAUUAUAAUAAUAUUCCUACAGAAGGGGAAGCGGCUAAGAAUGGACUUAUUGUUGAUCCGCUUCUUGCUACGGGGGCUACUGUUACUGCGGCGAUUGAUAGUUUGAAGCGGUGGGGAAUUGAGAAGAUCAUCGUCGUGGCUCUGCUCGCUACAAAUGAAGCUAUUGAGCGUAUUACAAAGGUGCAUCCGACUGGUGUGCAGUUCUUUGUGGGAGAUGUGCAGGAAUUGAGUCCUGCGGGGAAAGUUGUGCCGGGGGUGGGAGAUAUGGGAGAUCGAUUGUAUUUCCGGAAUUGA